GCAGAGAGGUCAUGGGCAAGGCAGCUCUGAUCAGUAUGCUGCACUUGGUGUCUUUUGUCUUCUCUGUUUGGGUAUUUAUCCCUGCAUUUGGGCAGAACUGGUUAGGCUGCGAAACAGCCUUCACGGAUGCCUCUGGCUACCGGUGCAAUGGAAAUGGAUUGCAGGAUCACUGCAAGACAUUCGCAAUGCUUCGCACCAAUUCGUAUUACUCUUCCCUUUCCAAUCUGAGCCUUUACUUGGGAAUCAAUCGGCUUGCAAUCGCAGAAGCAAAUGGAUUCUCUGUUGAGACAGAGUUUCUUCCAAAAGACCAGCUUCUGUUGAUCCCAAUUGACUGUCGAUGCAAUGGGAGUUUCUUUGGGGCAGAGUUAACAAAAACUACAAUCAAAGGAGAAAGCUUCAAUGUCAUAGCUGAAUCACUGGAGGGCCUAACUACUUGCAGAGCCAUCCAAGAGAAGAACCCAAGUGUUCCAAAUUUUGGUUUAGGUGAUAAAGUUCAGUUGCUUAUACCAUUGAAGUGUGCUUGCCCAUCUUCAUCUGAGCUCAGCAAAGGAACAAAAUUUUUGGUAUCUUAUCCUGUUCGUGUCGAUGAUACAGUUUCGAACUUAGCCUCUGAGUUCAAUACUACUCCGGAAGCCGUUAUUUCAGCAAAUAACAGAUCAGUAAAAAGUUUUCAACCUGGAAGCCUUGUAUCAGUGUCUUCUCUUCUGAUCCCACUAUGCAAUAAGCCCACUUUCAAUCCCCUCGCAAAGCCCCGGGAACCAAACUCAGGGUUUCCAACACCCAACAUCCCAGUAAUUAGUCCUCACAAGAAGAAAUCAAAGAAGAGGAAGACUGGGAUUUAUGUUGCUCUUAUCGGUGUCGCAGUUGGAGCAGGCAUUGCCAUUGCAGCAGUAUUCUUAAUCAUCCAUUGGAAGAGGAAGAAGCAGAAUUCAUGGAAAACAGGAGAGAUGGACCUACAACAGCUUGGAUUGAGUGUGAGAACCACAAGUGACAAGAAAGUCUCAUUUGAGGCAUCCCAAGAUCAUCAUCUCAAUGGUCAGAUCAUGGACAGCACGCCACACAAAAUCCUGGUGGAGACAUACACUCUUUUGGAGCUGAAAAGAGCGACCGAGGACUUCAGUUCGACAAAUCACAUUGACGGAACCGUGUUCCACGGUCGCCUCAAUGGGCAGAACUUGGCGAUCAAGCGUGUGCCGCCCGAAAUUGUUCCGAAGAUCAACUUUAGGCUUUUCCAUGAUUCAGUUCACCACCACCCCAACAUAGUUAGGCUCUUGGGGACUUGUUUGAAUGAGGGUCCUGAUUCAUAUCUGGUUUUCGACUACGCCAAGAACGGAUCCUUGAAGGAUUGGCUUCACGGUGGAUUGGCAAUGAAGAGCCAGUUCAUUUCCUCUUGCUAUUGUUUCUUGACAUGGAGCCAAAGGCUGAGGAUCUGUCUAGAUGUGGCCUUGGUCUUACAGUUCAUGCACCACAUAAUGAACACAACUUAUGUUCAUAGAAACAUAAAAACCCGAAACAUCUUCCUCGAUGAAGAGUUCAAUGCAAAAGUUGGUAACUUUGGCAUGGCAAGAUGUGUCAAAGACAAUGCUGAAGAAGCAUGGUCUUGCUCAACCGAGUCUGCAUCUUGGGAUAUUGGGUAUUUGGCUCCUGAGAUUCAUCACCAAGGUAAAACUGCCCCGAGCAUCGACAUAUUUGCAUAUGGAGUGGUUUUGCUAGAAGUGUUAUCUGCUCAACCACCUAUAACCAAGGACAAUAUGAGCGGAGAAGGGGGUGUUUGGCUCCCUGAGAAAAUCAGGUCCAUCCUACAAUCAGAAAAUCCAGAAGAUCUGCGGGAAUGGAUGGACGAUGCAUUGGGCGAUAAUUACUCAAGUGAUGCAGCCAUUGCAUUGGCCAAUCUAGCAAAAGCCUGUGUAGAGAAAGACCCGUCUUCGAGACCAAGUGCGAGAGAAAUCGUCGAGAAGUUGUCUAGAUUGGUGGAAGAAUUGCCAGAAGUAGAGCACAGCUCAGUUUGUGAAAGCUCUUGUAAACCUUUAGUCAUCAAGGCAGCUGCAAACAGUAUGUGAGUGAUCCAUUUG
Molecule: messenger RNA, 2072 nt
Organism: Malania oleifera
Lineage: Eukaryota; Viridiplantae; Streptophyta; Magnoliopsida; Santalales; Ximeniaceae
Product: protein LYK2
Exons: 1
Coding region: 12-2060 (682 amino acids)
Biological process (GO): protein phosphorylation
Molecular function (GO): protein kinase activity; ATP binding
Source: RefSeq, a predicted model, not a curated record